This is a messenger RNA of Pseudonaja textilis, 1639 nucleotides long. RefSeq names its product solute carrier family 35 member D3 (gene SLC35D3). NCBI's taxonomy places the organism in Eukaryota, Metazoa, Chordata, Lepidosauria, Squamata, Elapidae. The record is from RefSeq and is a predicted model, not a curated record.
AUGCAGCUGUGCCGGGGCCGCGCGUUGGGCAUCUCCGUGGCGGUGGCGCACGGGGUUUUCUCCGGCUCUCUCAACAUCCUGCUGAAGUUUCUCCUCAACCGUUACCACUUCACCUUUCUGACGGUGCUGCAGUGCCUGACCAGCUCCACGGCGGCGCUCAGCCUGGAGGUGCUGCGGCGGCGGGGCGCCCUGCAAAUGCCGCCCUUCAGCUUCAGCCUGGGGCGCGCUUUCGCUGGGGCCACGCUCCUCUCCACGCUGCAGUCCAGCCUCACCCUCUGGUCCCUGCGCGGGCUCAGCCUGCCCAUGUACGUGGUCUUCAAGCGCUGCCUGCCCCUCGUCACCCUCCUCAUCGGCGUCCUGGUGCUCAAGAACGGCAUCCCCUCCCUCGGGGUGUCGGUGGCCGUCCUUAUCACCACCUGCGGGGCUGCUCUGGCAGGUGCGGGUGACCUGACUGGUGAUCCCAUUGGGUAUGUGACUGGAGUUCUGGCUGUGUUGGUACAUGCAGGAUAUUUGGUGGUGAUUCAAAAGAUGAGUGCAGAUAGCGAUUAUGGGCCUCUGACAGCCCAAUAUGCCAUUGCAGUUUCAGCCACACCUUUUCUCAUCCUAUUGGCCUUUGUCAGCAUGGAAGCCAUUAAUAUCUGGUCGUUCCCAGGAUGGAAAGAUCCCCUCAUGACAUUCAUCUUUUUUGCCUGUGUCUUAUUGGGCUGCGCCAUGAAUUUUACAACCCUUCAUUGCACUUACAUUAACUCAGCUGUAACCACUAGUUUUGUUGGUGUUGUGAAGAGCAUUGCAACCAUCACAGUUGGUAUGGUAGCGUUCAAUGAUGUGGAACCCACAAAGCUGUUCAUAGUAGGCGUGGUAGUAAACACUGUAGGCUCCAUCACGUAUUGUGUGGUCAAGUUUAUUGAGACAAGGAAACAGAGUAAUUAUGAAGAUCUGGAAGAGGAACUUAGAGAAGAAGAGAAGAAAGACUGUGACGGAGGUCAACCACCCUUUUCAAUGGAGGAGAUGCCCAAGGAGGCAGAAUCUGGAGAUCCAAUAAUGAACGAGUCAGCAGAUGAAAACAAACAGCACAGCACAGAAGAGAUGGGCAGCACUGGAGAAGAAAGAAAUACUACUGUUGUUCCUGUAGAUGGUAAUGCCGAAGAACUUAACAGAAACUCACUCAAGAAUGCCUAUCUUGGAAUAUGGAGGUUAAUUAGGGGGGCUAAUUAUGCAAAGAAAGAUUAUCUAGUAGAAAAUGAAGAGUUACCAAGUCCCUGAAGAGUAAUUCUGUAACAAAUUCUAAUCAAGAAUCUAUGUCUUUUAUUCCUUGUGGUGGGAGUAUGGACCAACAAAUGCUUUCAUACAUUCAUUAAAAAAAAGCUUAAUGGUUUAAUGGGGAAAUUUUAUCUCAUUCUAAUGGAACAAAAGCACCAGGUUCAUGCUUAGAUUCAAUGAAUUUUCAUUUGUCAGGGUACAUGAUUUCAGAUCAGGACCAAUAAAGCAGACAUUUCACACUGGAAAUCCUAAUUUUAUAUCCAUAGAAGUCAGCUCUAGAUAAGAUUUACAGGUUCCUUCCUGAAUGCUUCUAGAAGCCUUAAUAUAAUUAUUCCAAGAUGUUUAAUGCCAUAAACAAAAUCUAAAGUUUUCUUCCCCU